CCAAACUCUCUCUCUCAAAAAAAAAAAAAAACAAAACAAAUGAGCUUGAGAGAGAUGAGCGAGACAAAAUCGUUGAUAUUCAAGAGAAACGCUGAGUUCGAAGGAUCAAACAUCAAGAGGAUAAGACUCGAUGAUGAUGACGACGACGUUUUACGCUCACCGACGAGAACGCUUUCUUCUUCUCUGUCAUCUUCUGCUCUAGCUUACUCGGUUUCAGAUUCCGGAGGUUUUUGCUUCACCGUUUUAUCUGAAGAAGAAGACGAUGAUCAUCGUAGCUCAAGCAUCAGCUCUGGUUGUUCUAGCGGUGAAACUAACGAAAUCGCUACGUAUACUCGUCUUGCUUUUUUAGAUCUGGAGGCUCAUCAAAUCUCCGAAACCGAAACCGAAACCUCAACGUUAAUCUCCAACAAUUUCAGAAAACAGGGAAGUCUAGUAAGCGAGAAACAGGGAGAAACAGCUGAGAUGGACUCGGCGGCGACGAAGAGGGAACAGAGAAAGACGGAGAUGAGUAAGAUGAAGAAGAAGAAGAUGGAGAAAUCACCGACGCAGGCGGAGCUUGACGAUUUUUUCUCGGCGGCGGAGAGAUUCCAACAGAAACGAUUCACAGAGAAGUACAACUACGACGUCGUUAACGAUACGCCGCUUGAAGGUCGGUACCAGUGGGUUACUCUGAAGCCUUAAAGAAAGAAAGAAAGGGAAGAAGAAGAAGAAGAAGUAAAAGAAAAAAAGACAGUGCUAAUGUUAAUUACACGUAGUAGUACUGUGAGUUUUUGUCACAGUCAGUCAGUAAUCGUGUUUUUUGAAUCUCUCAUUUUCAUUUGUGUACAGAGUCCUCUAAUUUUAAUUUCCGACUUUUAUCAAAAAAUAUUUUUAACUUCUUCUGCGUAACCAAUGACAACUUUUUUUAUCUU
Molecule: messenger RNA, 911 nt
Organism: Camelina sativa (false flax)
Lineage: Eukaryota; Viridiplantae; Streptophyta; Magnoliopsida; Brassicales; Brassicaceae
Source: RefSeq, a predicted model, not a curated record